Brassica napus (rape) is the source of this 1317-nucleotide messenger RNA. Its product is annotated as probable serine/threonine-protein kinase drkD. Gene Ontology annotation, biological process: protein phosphorylation. Gene Ontology annotation, molecular function: protein binding; protein kinase activity; ATP binding. The record is from RefSeq and is marked provisional. NCBI's taxonomy places the organism in Eukaryota, Viridiplantae, Streptophyta, Magnoliopsida, Brassicales, Brassicaceae.
AUGAGCUCCGAAUCGUCGGCGACGGCUGGAGACGGCGGCGAACAAGCCGUUUCCGCAGCGGGAACGAGCGCUGGGUACGACAAACAGAAGGAGAAGGCGCGCGUGAGCAGAACGUCUCUGAUCCUGUGGCACGCGCACCAGAACGACGCGGCUGCAGUUAGGAAGUUACUGGAGGAGGAUCCGUCUCUGGUUCACGCUAGAGACUACGACAAGCGGACGCCUUUACACGUGGCGUCGCUUCAUGGGUGGAUCGAUGUUGUUAAUUGUCUGAUUGAGUUUGGUGCUGAUGUGAACGCUCAGGACAGGUGGAAGAACACUCCUCUGGCUGAUGCAGAAGGUGCUAGGAAGCAGAAAAUGAUCGAGCUGCUGAAGUCUCAUGGCGGUUUAUCUUAUGGUCAAAACGGAAGUCAUUUUGAACCAAAGCCUGUGCAACCACCAAUUCCAAAGAAAUGUGACUGGGAAAUUGAACCUGCUGAGCUGGAUUUCUCUAAUGCCGCCAUGAUUGGAAAGGGUUCCUUUGGCGAGAUUGUGAAAGCUUAUUGGAGAGGAACACCAGUAGCUGUUAAACGUAUUCUUCCGUCUCUGUCAGAUGAUAGACUUGUUAUUCAGGACUUCAGGCAUGAGGUUGAUUUGCUAGUUAAGCUUCGCCAUCCCAAUAUAGUGCAAUUCUUAGGAGCUGUAACCGAAAGAAAGCCCCUUAUGUUAAUCACUGAAUACUUACGCGGGGGAGAUCUUCAUCAGUACCUCAAAGAAAAGGGUGGUCUUACUCCAGCUACUGCUGUCAACUUUGCCUUGGAUAUCGCAAGAGGAAUGACAUAUCUUCACAAUGAGCCUAAUGUUAUCAUUCAUCGAGAUCUUAAACCAAGGAACGUUCUUCUGGUUAAUUCGAGUGCAGACCACUUGAAAGUUGGAGACUUUGGUCUUAGUAAGCUAAUAAAGGUUCAAAACUCUCAUGAUGUCUACAAAAUGACUGGCGAAACCGGAAGCUACCGGUAUAUGGCUCCUGAAGUAUUCAAGCAUAGAAAAUACGACAAGAAAGUCGAUGUCUUCUCCUUUGCAAUGAUACUCUACGAGAUGCUUGAAGGAGAGCCACCGUUUGCGAACUACGAGCCAUAUGAAGCAGCCAAGCAUGUAUCAGAUGGACACAGACCUACUUUCCGUUCCAAAGGAUGCACACCUGAUUUAAGAGAGUUAAUAGUGAAAUGCUGGGACGCAGACAUGAACCAGAGACCAUCGUUUCUGGACAUCCUCAAGAGACUUGAAAAGAUCAAGGAAACUCUACCUUCAGAUCACCACUGGGGCUUAUUCACUUCAUAA